AUGGCGACCAUCGAACAGCUAGGCUAUAGUGCAUUUUUUAUCGCUUUGACCUGCAUUUUUGCGAUCGUCGCGCGUAGGCUAAACGAACGGCUGUCGAAAGAUGGGCUGGUGAAGGAUUUAAUAUUCGAAGCGAUUGCAGCAGCGGAACUGUGCGGAUGUUGCUUCGAGCUGAUCAUUGUGGCGGACAAUUUUGGCGUCGCAACGUAUGCCGUCUUCCUGUUCACACUCACCAUUUGGUGGGGCCGCAACUGGGGCUCGGCAACGGCCUGUCCCUACACCUAUAUGGAACAAAUAGUCGAAGGCGAAGUCGGCUUCAAGGAGGCUGCCCUCAAGAUUUGGGCUCAGCUAAUGGGCGGAUGCUGCAUAUUCCGCUACGUGCAGCUGUACUGGUGGCUUGAGCUUGCGGAAACACACGAAGGCCGUGCCUUUGAAGACUGCAAAGCUGAUCUUCAGGUGAACCUGUACCUCGGUGCGUUCAUUGAAGGUUUCGCCACGCUCUGCUGCCGGCUGGCGUCGAAGGUGAUCUCGGAAAAAGAUGCCCGGUUUGGCGCGUUUAUCGAUUCGUUCAUCGGUACCAGCCUAGUGGUUGCCGCGUUCAACUACUCGGGCGGAUACUUCAACCCCGUGCUGGCCACCGCACUGAAGUGGGGCUGUGCCGGUAAUUCGGCGCUCGAGCACAUCAUCGUGUACUGGAUUGGGUCGUGCUUCGGUGCCGUCCUGUCGGUGCCACUGUUCAAAACGGCCACCUUCCGCAACAUGUUCCUGGCGGAGAAGACCAAGAGCGAGUAG
This is a messenger RNA of Anopheles marshallii, 789 nucleotides long. It is a transcript of the gene AQP, whose product is annotated as aquaporin-11. The record is from RefSeq and is a predicted model, not a curated record. The transcript is spliced from 5 exons. Bases 1 to 789 code for a protein of 262 amino acids. Gene Ontology annotation, cellular component: cytoplasm. Lineage: Eukaryota; Metazoa; Arthropoda; Insecta; Diptera; Culicidae. Gene Ontology annotation, molecular function: channel activity.